Bemisia tabaci is the source of this 2321-nucleotide messenger RNA. RefSeq names its product Histone acetyltransferase Tip60 (gene Tip60). NCBI's taxonomy places the organism in Eukaryota, Metazoa, Arthropoda, Insecta, Hemiptera, Aleyrodidae. Gene Ontology annotation, molecular function: histone H4K16 acetyltransferase activity. The record is from RefSeq and is a predicted model, not a curated record. Gene Ontology annotation, biological process: regulation of DNA-templated transcription; double-strand break repair via homologous recombination. Gene Ontology annotation, cellular component: NuA4 histone acetyltransferase complex.
UAGUCAACAUCUUUUCCCACCAUUCACCUAUCUCGUAAUUUUUGUGUGUUAUCGACCACUUUAUUUUAAUUAAAAUGUCAGUUUAAGUCAAUUUUAUAACUCUGCAAGCUUUCAUUUUGCUAUUAGAUCUAGAAAAUUAUGAGUAAUGAUGCCGAUCUAAGUGAAAAUACUCUUUGUGAUCCAGUGAGCUCAAUUGUUGAAGGAUGCAAAUUACCAGUUCGUAUGAGGACCAGCGACGACUGGCCUUUAGCAGAAAUUAUAAGUGUAAAAGAAGUCCGAGGUGUGCGAUAUUUCUACGUCCACUUUGUCGAUUUCAACAAACGGUUAGACGAAUGGGUUACAGAAGAAAGGCUAGACACAAGGAAAGUCCAGUACCCUGGUCGGGAGACCAGCGGUGUCUCCGGUGUCACAACACCAAAGAAACAAAUUCCUGCAUUGCCAGUUUCACUGAAUGCGCACUCAACGACAGUCAGUCGACCACCUUCUCCCCUCACCUCAGAACAGAGCUUCGUCAAUGGUAGUGCUGUUCUAGCCGCUGCUUUGCAGAAGAAGAUACAGAGGCGGAAAAAAAAUAGUAGCAUAGAGAAUGAAGAUUCUCAAGAUGGGACAGCCAAUUCUUUGAGUCCGCGGAUAACAGGAUCCAUGGUACCCCAUCAUGAUGAUGUCGUAACACGGAUGAAAAAUGUUGAAAUGAUAGAAUUAGGACGACAUAGAAUACGACCAUGGUACUUUUCACCAUAUCCUCAGGAACUAGUAAAUCUACCUUGUAUAUAUAUUUGUGAAUAUUGUUUGAAGUAUAGAAAAAGUCGGAAAUGUUUGGAAAGGCAUUUGACUAAAUGCAACCUGAAACAUCCGCCAGGGAAUGAGAUCUACCGUAAGGAUUCCAUAUCGUUCUUUGAGAUAGAUGGUCGAAAGAACAAAGUAUUUGCCCAGAACUUAUGCCUGCUGGCCAAACUCUUUUUAGACCAUAAAACGCUUUAUUAUGAUACCGACCCGUUCCUGUUCUACAUCAUGACUGUCACAGAUGAGCGUGGUUAUCACAUUGUUGGCUACUUCUCCAAAGAGAAAGAGUCCACUGAGGACUACAAUGUCGCUUGUAUACUCACAAUGCCUCCAUACCAGAGAAAAGGCUAUGGCAAACUCCUUAUAGAAUUUAGUUAUGAACUUUCAAAGUUUGAAGGCAAAACUGGCUCGCCAGAAAAACCUUUAUCAGAUCUCGGCCUUUUGUCCUAUAGAAGCUACUGGGCACAAACCAUUUUAGACAUUUUAGUAACCUUGAAACCUGUUGGUGAUAAUGAAAAACCUCAAAUCACAAUCAAUGAAAUAUGUGAGCUUACAAGUAUUAAAAAAGAAGACGUGAUUUCAACGCUACAAAAUUUAAAUUUAAUAAAUUAUUAUAAAGGACAGUACAUAAUUACAAUCAACCAUGAAACUGUUUCGCACCAUAUGGCUGCCAUGGCAAAGCGAAAAAUUAGGAUUGAUUCAAAGUGUCUUCAUUGGACCCCCAAAGACUGGUCAAAACGAGCCAAAUGUUAGUCUUUCGCUAACUGUGUCCAUUUUUUUCCCCUCUAGGAUUUAAAUCUGAGAGGAAAGCAAACUGCUGUUACCAAUUCUGCAACAUUCAAGCUUGGAUGACAAUGAUCGAAACUGGAGUGAGGAUCAAUGCGGAAGCAAACACAUGAGUAGUCGAAAAAUCCGAGUUAAUACGUCUAGCAUCACUGAUGCUGAAUCUUUGAGGAAAGGAAAUGUACCAGAAAUCAUCGCAAAUGUCACUGAGUGAUUGAAAUUGUUUCCGUGUCAUGGCGUUUUGAGUGUGGCAGGAAAAGAAAUAAAAAAAGGAAAGACAGGAAUAGAGCUUAGUUGCGUUUAUUAGCGAUCAGCAAUCAAAGAAUCACAGAGACAAUCUAAAAUAAUAGGUUUCAGACAUCAGGCUUAAUUUGGAGGCAGAUUAGAGCUCAGGAUCUAAAAACUCCAAAUCUGCUACCACUAUGUAGGAUAGGGCUCUGAUUAGAAGAAAGACGCUAAUAAGAAAUGAAGCCCCAUUCAAAUGGUGGCACCUGCGGGAGGGUGAAACCAGCCUGUGAAAACAUAGUCUGUGAGAAUUUAAUGCACCUAAAGUGCUGACCUUUUGGCAGAUUUUUUUGUGAAAAAAGCACAAGUCUGAUGAAUUUGGUCCAAGUGCAAGUAGUGAAAAAUCAACUUAAUCAGAGGUGGUGGCUUCAAAUGACCCUCUUGUCAGGCAGUCUUGAUGUCUGAACCUGCUUCGUCAUGACUUAGAAGGUAAAUGAAGUAGAAAGAGAGCAGAAUAUCGACUGUGUAAG